ACUGAUUUUCAGGCUCAAGAAAAUAAAACCAACCGGAUUACCGAACCCCGCCACUUUACUGAUUACUAAUCUUAAAGUCCCAUCAAUUUCAAACCAAAUUCGCCGAUCAAACCAAACCAACCCACCCUCCUUACAUUGGCCUCUCUCAAAUUCUUCAGAGGAUUAAAAAUGGCAACUUACAAUCUAGCUUUAGUUCUCAAAAACGCCUCAACUGAACCCCAAUUUCUGCUGAUUAAACAAACCCCACCUCCCAAAUUCUGCAAUCUAGAGUACGACUCCUUUGUUGACUCUCAUCUCUAUGAUUUGCCUUCCUCAAUGCUUAAUUUUCUUGACGGAGAUACGGUGGAACCAGCUGCUUUAAUUCACGGAUUGGAUUCUCUUCUGGAAAAGAUCGAUUAUAGGAAUUAUGAUCUUCAAUUGGCUAUUAACAGGGCAUUGGAGCAAGUGGGUGUUAAUGCAACUGAAGUGAAAGAUUGGAGCUUUUUCAAAUUUGUGGAGGAAGCUGAGUUUGGACCUGGAUUGCCUAUUCAUACAAUCUACUUUACUGGAAAUUUGGAAUCUAAUGAUGGAAAUUUACCAGAAGUAUGUAGAUGGAUGUCUAUCCAAAGUUGUCUAAAUCAGCUUCUACAUGUGAAACCAAGUAGUGAUCGUGUUGGACCUUUGGUAGUGAUUGGUGUUAUUAAUGACUUAGUGCAGUCUCCACAAUCAAAAGUCAAUACCAGUUUGCACCGCCAGGAGUAUCCUCCAGGUGUUACGCUCAUACCUAUGAAAACUAGGACAGCAAAGCCUUUCCGUACAACCAACAUGGUGAUAUUUGCACCUCAGAGCGUCUCAAAUGAUUGUGAGAAUUCUAGUUUUGUGGCUUGUGGAGAUGCAUUAAUAGUGGACCCAGGGUGCCUUUCUGAUCUUCAUGAUGAGCUCUUGAAAAUUGUUGCUGCGCUGUCCAGAAAGUUAGUUGUCUUUGUCACCCAUCAUCACCGUGACCAUGUUGAUGGUCUUUCUGUCAUCCAAAAAUGCAAUCCUAAUGCUAUAUUAUUAGCACAUGAGAAUACCAUGCGCCGAAUUGGGAAAGGUGAUUGGUCCCUUGGAUACACCUCAGUUGCUGGAGGAGAAGAUAUAUGCAUUGGCGGUGAAAGAUUGAAAGUCGUUUUCGCUCCGGGACAUACAGAUGGUCAUGUGGCACUGCUUCAUGUCAGCACUCACUCCCUGAUUGUAGGCGAUCAUUGCGUGGGUCAAGGAAGUUCCCUUUUGGACAUUCAAUCUGGUGGAAAUAUGACUGAUUACUUCCAGUCUACUUACAAAUUUAUUGACCUCGCCCCUCAUGCUUUGAUUCCAAUGCAUGGGAGAAUCAAUUUGUGGCCAAAGCACAUGCUCUGUACAUAUCUCAAAAAUCGCAGAAGUCGAGAAAAAGACAUAUUGAAAGCUAUAGAAAAUGGAGCAAAGAAAUUAAUUGACAUAGUUGCAAGCGUCUAUUCUGAAGUUGAUCGCCGUUUGUGGAUUCCUGCAGCGUCAAAUGUGCAGCUUCAUGUAAAUCAUCUGGCUCAGCAAAAUAAAUUGCCAAAAGAGUUUUCGGUUAAGAAGUUCGAAAGAAGCUGUAAGCUGCAUUUUUUUGCUUGGUGGAUGUGGGAGUAUCUGAGCAGUGGCAUCCUAACAAGGUAUAAGAACUUGAAUAAAUUUAAGUUAGUAUUUGCUGGAGUUGCUGGUUUUGCUGUAUUUUACUCUGUUAGCGACAACCUUAAAUGAGUCCAGGCAUAUCUUUUGGUAUUUCAUGCCAAUUGUGAUGCGUUUGGUUCAAAGGAAAAACUUGGUGGAAUUAUUUGUAAAUGAAAAUAGCUAUCUUUGAC
Mercurialis annua (annual mercury) is the source of this 1844-nucleotide messenger RNA. RefSeq lists its product as uncharacterized. The record is from RefSeq and is a predicted model, not a curated record. Lineage: Eukaryota; Viridiplantae; Streptophyta; Magnoliopsida; Malpighiales; Euphorbiaceae. Bases 169 to 1743 code for a protein of 524 amino acids. The transcript is spliced from 12 exons. Gene Ontology annotation, cellular component: plastid.